AUGAUCUCAUCGUAUCAGGAAAUGCAUGAAAAAGUUGAAUCUCUUGAUUUCAAUGAAAUUAUUUUCUUCACAAACUUAUCGAAUAUCAUUACCGAAACUCGAAAGCUGGAUAGAUCAAUGGUGUCAAGUAUUCUGGUGAGGUCAACAAAGAUCGCGUGGAGUCUUCUGUUCUGCUCUAUAUUUUUUUUUGCACUUGUCUGA
Molecule: messenger RNA, 201 nt
Organism: Brugia malayi
Lineage: Eukaryota; Metazoa; Nematoda; Chromadorea; Rhabditida; Onchocercidae
Exons: 2
Coding region: 1-201 (66 amino acids)
Source: RefSeq, a predicted model, not a curated record